AUGAUCUGGGGAACAAUUGGCAAGAAGGACUGGAUUCAUUGUGCCUUCUUUCUCAAGUCCAAGAAUACGUUCUCAGAUCCAGCCGAGAACAGGACCAGAGUCUAUCGCUAUCUCCAACAUGUUCGCUCCUUGACGUGGCACAACAACCAUGCGCUCUUAAGAGACUUGGUCUUUUCCCAUGUCCCGCGACAGAUGCACCUGGUGCAGCUCAGAAAUGUCCUCCGGAGAACAGUCAACCUCUCUCACUUCUCAUUAGUGAUGGACACUCAUGGCAUCGAAGAGCCUGCUAUCCGGUCUAUCUUCCGAUUGCUUCACAAAUUGCCGUAUCUUUCGAACCUUGAGAUCGACCUGCCACUCCAAGGUUCGAAGGUUACCUGUAAUGAACAGUAUUUUCCGGUGUUUGCCAAACUGAAGGAGCUCAGGAUUGCAGGACAUUGGUACGAAGGAUUCGAGACACUGAGACCUGCGCCUACCACUGUUAUUCCCUGGGUCCUCAAGUAUCUGACGAUCUAUCGUCUCGACAUGUCCUUUUUCCGAUUCUGCCCCGACCUCGAGCAUUUGACAAUUAAUCCAUCAGUCAACAACAACAGGGAUUCCGAGACAUUGGAAGUCAAGGAAGUGAUUGUGGAACAGCUUCAAGGGUUGUCGAAACUGAGCACCGUGGUUCUCAACGUGCGCUAUAGCUUGGAUGUGGAUGUGGGAAAGAUCGUGAAGGUCAAGGGAAGCGAGGACCAAUGGACUUGUCCUGGUGUGAGCAAGCGUUUCUACACUCUUCGAGACGUGUUCGGUUUGACCCAAUCGUGA
Linnemannia hyalina is the source of this 804-nucleotide messenger RNA. The record is from the annotation of a GenBank genome assembly. Lineage: Eukaryota; Fungi; Mortierellomycota; Mortierellomycetes; Mortierellales; Mortierellaceae.